GUGUGGCACUUGGUUGAUGAUCUCUUUUCAAGAGAGAGGAGUAAAUCUGUAGUCUAAUAAAAGCCCUGUGUACCUGAGUGCAGCCUCGGCACUCUGAGACAGACAUGCAAAAGGGGAGCUGAACACAAAGCAUGCUGGGUGUAGAGUGCACCUCCAGGGAAAUUGAAUGUGGAAAAUACAUAUACUAGAUCUUCAGAAGUCUUCAUUUUAAGAAAUUAAGGAUUGUUAGGAAGAGAAACGUGGAUAUUCAUUAGCAGAGCUGUUGAAGAACGUGGCAAUCCAAAUCCUUUCUGCAAUCCAUAAUUCAGUUGCUGGUAAGGAGACACUGAUUAUUGAACUGCCUUGACCAUAGUUCAAUUACUCCAUCAAAAAUAAGUAACUUUGAUAUUUUUUUUUUUUUUAUGAAGAACUUUUUUAGUAGUGCGUUAUUUUUUUGGAAUGCUUGAGUACUAAGUGAAUUACACUGGGAUGUCUCCUCUUCAAGCAUUUUGCUGCAAUGGCAGCAUACAAGUGGUUUCUGUUUUACAGAUGCAUCAGUUGAAUGUGAAGAUUUUGGCUUAUACCUCUCUUCGGAGUCGGUGGCUGUACAUGACACAGAGCACGGGGCUUAGGCUCGCAGCUCCUCUGAGUGAUGCCAUGAGGCCAGUGCUGUUGAAUCCCUUCUGAGUCUGAUAGUGGAUGUCAGGAGCCUAAUACGAUGCUUUUAUGCUGAGUCCUCAUCUCGGAGGACUUGCUUUGGCUUCACACGUAGGGGAGUUCUUUGUUCUCCCUCGGAAGGUCUGGGGCCGCGUUCUGACCUGGGCAGCUGGACUGUGAUGUUGGCACCGCUCCCCUGGGAACGCAGGCUCGCGGAGAUGUGAGCGACUGCUGAGCCCUGCGUAAAGAUGGGUAUCAUCAGUGAUAAAAUACAGUUCAGCUUCCUUUGGAUGUCAGUGCCAUCAGACUCUAGAGGUUGAAAUCGUGUUUUCGUGAUCUUGGUAAUUUGAGGAGUACUUUUGGGAUACAUGUAUAUAAGACAGAACUGUGCAGGUGCUGCAUAGGGAAUUAUGAUUUCCGUAUGCUCAACAGCAUUAUUUUAAGGGUUCCAGUAAUGAUUACUUACAUUGCUUUAUAGUUUGGUGGGAAAAUUAAACUGGAACAGUACUUCUUUACAGUGGAAAUUAAUCUAAAACAGGACGUAAAAUCUUACAGAGAAGGGAGGACUUAAUCUUUUUUAAAUUGUCAAAUAGAUCCCAUUUGCUGGAAUAUAGUGGAUUAAAACAUUCUAUUGCCUUGUUACAGGAACUAUUCACAUUCUGACCGACAUAGUAAUGUGUUGCAUCUUCUUUAGCAGUGUUGUACUUCAAGCCUGUCUUGGAGGAUUUUUCCUACUGGAAGGAUUAGGUCCUGAAGAUGAUACUGGUGGGAUUUCAGAAAUACUAAGUCUGAAGAUUUACAAAGAAUGAUUCUGUGGUUUUUUGACUACUGGAUUUGCGUGGCUUUAGAAAGUAGCAUGUCUGAUUGAUAACCCCAAUAUGAAGACCUUGGGGAACAGCCACAUCCUUGGGAUAUUACCUUGUGCUUUCUAUCUGCCAUUGGUAGUUUCCUUUGAAAAAGUUACCAUCCCAGCAGAGCUGAAGUCAGUUGUAGCGAAAAUUGCAGUCAACACCACAUCGUGCAGUGUCACCUGUGGGCUGGGCUUCAAACUGGAGGAGAUGUGCGAGAUUACUCCCGCCGGAGAGAGGAGGAAUUGUACCUUGCACAGGUCCGACUGCCUGACCAGCUGGGUUUGUGGCUUACUCCACUUCACCAUCCCCGUGGGCAAACCCUUCCAGUUCAGCUGCAUGACCUCGGACGCAGUUGGCUUUAGUAGCCGAGCCUAUAGCUAUAGGUGGAGGCUUGCCCAAGGCCUUAUCACGACAAAUAAUGUACUGUUCAAACCUUUCAAAAACCCCAAUUCUGUCAUCAGAUUUUCCCCUACUAGGGAGUCUGAUGCAGGGACUUACCGAUGCGAUGUGCAGUUGUUGAAGACAUUCAAAGUCAUCAAGAGGGUCUACUUUGGGGUCAGAGUGAUCCGAAGUGACUUAGUGGAUCUGAACUUUCAAAAAUCCUUGACUUGGGAACAGAAGUUAGCAGCAAAUGAGGUGGAAGGAAACACAGAAAACAGCACCUAUGAAGAAGUGCAAGAACAGCAGCACUUUUGGCAAGGAGAAUUGUUUUAUGAAUGCUUGGUAGGAGUUGGAAGCGGAGUGAUGGGGGGUAUCUUGGUGAGCAUGGCACUCUGCUUCUUGCAGAAGAUUUUGAGAAGGAGAGCUGCAGAGUAAUGAACUGAGAUUUAAUACAAUUUCUUGUCUCUGUCUCUUUAUUAGUAUUGAUGCAGUAUUUCACGGCAAAGUUUGUAAUUUUUUUUUCUGGCUGACAGAGUUUAUUACCAAAUACUUUCUUAAGCUUUGGAGUCUGAUAAGUUAGUACAGGACUGUAGAGACAGAGCUUGAGUCUUAAUGGAAUAGUGCAGACAGUAGCUCCAGAUGGGGCAAGGCAGUUUGGCUCCACAUUGUGUGAAAGGAUGGUCUAGAAUGGUCCAGACAGGAGUUAGAGGACACUGAGCCACAGAAAACUGCUCACUGCUAAUUACCUUGCUCUGCUCCUCUAAUAGGCCUUUAUUUUACCUCUAGGUGUUUGAGGUUUUUUUUAUUUAGCUAAUAACUUGCGAUCCUUAUUCCUGUCUUAAUUCCUUGAAUUUCUUCUGCCUUGCUGAGAACUCUGUGGUGAUGUGAGCUGACACAGAUCGCUGUUUGGUAGAUGGUGUUUCUCCAGCACGAGGUGCAAAGAAGUAAGGAUGCUUUCGAGGUGGGCUUACAAACCAAGUUUCCUGGCUGGCUGGCGUCCUUUCCAUCAGAUCCAAGUGGUCUGGUCUCAGUAGCUGUGGGGCAGUGUGGGGAUGAGGGGUGGACCACUACUGUCUGCUUCCUCUAGAAAGAUUUAGCGCCUUCUACUAGAGCCUGCAAAACUGUGAAAUAUCUUCAAGUGAUUGCUUGGAGCUUGCCCUGUUUCCUUUGUAGUGUAGAAUAGCGAAGGAGGGAGCAUUGGGUAGCACAAGCAAAUCUUCAAUUUGAGCACUGCUGCUUAGGAACAUAACUGGGUGGUUUUUAAUCAUCACUCGGAGCUGAGCUCAUUCCUAAAAUCUUUAAAGGGGGAGGAAGGGAAGAGUUCAGUGGGCUUGUGGAUCUUUCAUU
Molecule: messenger RNA, 3215 nt
Organism: Harpia harpyja (harpy eagle)
Lineage: Eukaryota; Metazoa; Chordata; Aves; Accipitriformes; Accipitridae
Gene: TMEM81
Product: transmembrane protein 81
Exons: 1
Coding region: 1515-2303 (262 amino acids)
Source: RefSeq, a predicted model, not a curated record